AUGAGGAGCUUUCCGGUGCAGUUGAUACACAGAGCCAAAGCGCGGAAAGACAAGUGCCAUAUCUGCCAAUGUGAAUACGAGACAACCGACAAGAUCUUGACGCUCCCGUGCAAGCACUUCUUUCACCCUGAUUGCAUCAAAGGAUGGUUCAAGGAAAAUCGGACUUGCCCUGUGUGUCGUUUUGAAGUUGAAAAAUGA
This is a messenger RNA of Guillardia theta CCMP2712, 198 nucleotides long. RefSeq lists its product as hypothetical. NCBI's taxonomy places the organism in Eukaryota, Cryptophyceae, Pyrenomonadales, Geminigeraceae. Gene Ontology annotation, molecular function: zinc ion binding. The coding region runs from base 1 to 198 and encodes 65 amino acids. The record is from RefSeq and is a predicted model, not a curated record. The transcript is spliced from 2 exons.